UCACGAGAUUUCCUUAGAACCAGUGGCAGGCUGUUGGAGCUUGUGGCGGAGCCGGGAAGGACUGUCGCGGCAAAUUCUGUCUACAAAACAUUAUUUUCGGGCUUUGUAAUUGGCCGCAGCCACAGCAGCUAUGGAUACAUCACGGUCCUUCUAUUUUUAUCACUGACUUGCUGUUCUUACCAAAUAUUUGGCUCCGUUAAAAGCACAAGACAGAGCUCGAAGGGGGUGUCCUUAUCGUAUUCGACUACCACUACCAGGCAGAGUCGCCGCUGGAGUGCCUAAAGAGAGAGAGAGAGACAGGGAGAGAGGGAGAGAGAGACAGGGAGGGAGAGAGAGAGAGAGAGAAGUGGAGAAAGAGAGUGUGAGACAGGAAACGAGAGGCAGAGGAAGGUUGAGUAAAGACAGAGUAGGGGGAAACCAGAAGUGGAGAGGAAAGGAGGCAGACCAAAGGAGAGUGAGGUACUGAGAAGAAAGUAGCAGAGAAAGAGUGAGUCUAGAGGGUUUGUGUAAACGAGAGAGAGGGAGAGAGAGAGAGAGAGGGAAGGAGGGAUAGAGAGAAUCCAGAGGCUGACGGGCCGAGUUCGGAGAGACAAUCGGGUGUGUGUUUGUGAGGAAGAGGAAGGGACCGGAAGGUCAGGACUGCUGACCCAACCCCCUGGGUCCGGGCGGACGAUUGAGUCAGAGCCACGAUGAGCGACCUGAACGUUGUCAAGGAAGGCUGGGUUCAAAAGAGAGGUGAGUACAUAAAGAAUUGGAGGCCACGCUACUUCCUGCUGAAGACGGACGGCUCCUUUAUUGGCUACAAGGACAAACCACAAGAUGCUGACCUGGCUUAUCCCCUCAACAACUUCUCCGUAGCAAAAUGCCAGCUGAUGAAGACGGAGAGGCCCAAGCCCAACACGUUCAUCAUCCGCUGUUUGCAGUGGACCACUGUCAUUGAGAGAACCUUCCACGUGGACACGCCCAAUGAGAGGGACGAGUGGGCGGAGGCCAUCCAGACUGUGGCCGACUCCCUGGCCAGCCAGGAGGAGGAGGGGCUCAUCUGCUGCCCCACGUCGCAGAUUGAGAACGAGGUCAACGAGGAGGAGAUGGACACCUCCACCAGCCACCACAAACGGAAGACAAUGAAUGACUUUGACUAUCUGAAACUACUGGGCAAGGGCACUUUCGGGAAAGUCAUUUUGGUCAAGGAGAAGGCGAGCGGAACGUAUUAUGCCAUGAAGAUCCUGAAGAAAGAAGUCAUCAUCGCCAAGGAUGAAGUCGCUCAUACACUCACAGAAAGCAGAGUUUUAAAAAACACCCGACAUCCGUUCCUAACUUCUCUGAAGUAUUCCUUUCAGACCAAGGACCGGUUGUGCUUCGUCAUGGAGUAUGUGAAUGGAGGAGAGCUAUUUUUUCAUUUGUCACGAGAGCGAGUGUUCUCUGAGGACCGCACACGUUUCUAUGGCGCCGAGAUCGUCUCAGCUUUAGACUACCUGCACUCUGCCAAGAUAGUGUACCGCGAUCUUAAGCUGGAAAACCUGAUGCUGGAUAAAGACGGCCACGUCAAAAUCACAGACUUUGGCCUCUGCAAAGAAGGCAUCACCGACGCGGCAACCAUGAAGACCUUCUGUGGCACGCCGGAGUACCUGGCACCAGAGGUUCUGGAGGACAAUGAUUAUGGCCGGGCGGUGGACUGGUGGGGUCUGGGUGUGGUCAUGUAUGAGAUGAUGUGUGGCCGGCUGCCCUUCUACAACCAGGACCAUGAGAAGCUGUUUGAGCUCAUUCUCAUGGAGGAGAUUAAGUUCCCACGCACGCUCUCCUCCGACGCCAAGUCCCUGCUUUCCGGCCUGCUCAUCAAGGACCCUAACAAACGGCUCGGCGGCGGGCCAGAUGACGCCAAGGAGAUCAUGCGCCACAGCUUCUUCGUGGCGGUAGAUUGGCAAGACGUCUACGACAAGAAGUUGGUCCCGCCCUUCAUGCCCCAGGUCUCCUCGGAGACUGACACCCGGUAUUUUGACGAGGAGUUCACGGCACAGACGAUCACCAUCACUCCACCGGAAAAAUUUGAUGAGGAUGGAAUGAGCGAGAGUGACAGCGAACGGAGGCCUCAUUUCCCACAAUUCUCGUAUUCGGCCAGCGGACGAGAGUGAAGGUCAUCGCCAGCCAGCCAGCCAGUACCCCCCCCACCCCACCCACGCCACACGGCCGUUUCGAGGAAAACACGUAGCCAUUUUAGGAAAAGUCUCCCCUCUCUCCUCCUUUGUACUCAUGUGCAGACUGGGAGAAGUCGUCUUUUUAGGGACUAUAAAAGGGGUUUUGCACAGUGGGAUAGACUCAAACGGUCUCCCCACACUAAAAGAAAAAGUCUCCUACAUUUUCCACGCUAUUUACUGCAGAAGGCAAUGUUUUUGUUAUUUAUUUUUAUCUGUCAGUAUUAAGUUGUCGAACUGUUAAAGUUUUUUGUCUUAUUUUUUUUUCUUUUACUUUUUUGCACUUGGUUUGAAAGAGCCGUUAUAGGGAACAAAAACCAAAAAUGUUGCCUUAUGUGUGCAGAUGUUUCGUAUCAUACAGACAGGGUUUGGGUCGGGGGGUAUUCUAAGUGUGUACAAGUGCAUGGCUUGUGGUUCAUUCUGAUAGUUAUACUUUUUUUUGCAGUUACAAUGCCAUGGUGGCUCACAUUCCCCAAUCCCAUGGCAACAAGAAUCACUGUCUACAGAAAACACAACCCUAAAUAGACAGAACGAACAGUUUGUUUCAUUUCAUCGUCGCAGUAUUAUUAUUUUUUUUCUUCAUUCUUUUCAUUAUCAGCCAGAGAUUUCUACUUGGUCAUUGUUUUAAAUAAACUAAACUGCCAGAUACUGCAAGGUUCACUCAGGCAACAUGGAGCACAACUACAUUCAACUCAGCUACCGGUUUAGCUUUACAAACCCAUCAGGGAAAAGCUACAAGGAGAUAUAAAGCCUUUUUUGCAUCUUUUUCCACAGUCAUUUGAUUAACUUAUUUUCAUAGCUGUAGAAAAAAAAAAAAAAUAGUUGUAUGGAUGUUUACACAAGGGACGUGACUCAUACAGGUCCACCUUAUGCUGUUAUAACACUAACGCGCACACACACACACACUAUGUAACAUCCGAGCCAGCUCUGAGGUCUGCCAGUAUGGCUUGUGACAUACCUGUCAAAAGAAAUCUACCCAUCAAUCCCAUUCUCCCACAUCCUCGGCCCUCUUCCCAGAGCCACGAGGUGGUGGGAGGAAGACCUCAAUAAUCACUAAUCAUGUCUGGUCACAGAUGACGUGAAACUGAGCCAUGAAUAUACUCGUGUAUGAUAUGACGAGGACCGUGUGAGAAUGAGAGCGUGGGAAAAAGGAAAGCCGUUCCCCCCACCUUUUGUGAUGUAAAUAUGCAAUGCCUUUUUUUGGGGGGGUGGGGGGGGGGGUUUAGUGGUAUCUUGGCCAGACAACUUUUGUGUGUGACUGUACUUCAAGCUUGCUGACGAGAACCAAGGCCAGAAUUAUGAUUUUUUUUUUCUUGGGGGGAGAGGGAGGGACAACACAGACUGACUGGGCACUCCUGUUUCUUUUUUUGUGGCUGACGUCAUCGUCGCUUCAUCCCGUCUGUCCAGAGGCUUUCCAUGGAGACGAGAGGACUGUUGAUCGACACCCAUCCUAGCUCGCGUGACUUGGGGAUUAAUCUUAGUAUGGAGUAUGCACUGUAACAUUUCCUUUUUCCCCUUUAAGUGGGACCAUGGUUACAUCAGGUUGUUACCGGUCCCCCAACCCCCCCCCCCCCUUUUUUUUUUUUUUGUAACAUAGUACUUGUUUUAUUUAUACGUUUGUGUCAUUUUAGGCAGUGUUACCCGGUCCAUUGUUCAGAAUCAAAAAGGCACCUCUCUUUUAGGCGCUCGGAGAUGAUGAUGUUGGAUACAUUACUAAAGUCUGUUUUUUAUCCAAUUGUUAUUUUUUUGAUUGUUUGCUUGUUUGUUUUCUUACCAAAACAUUAGGGCAAGAACCCAAUAGUGUACUUGCAUUGCCGUGGUAGUAUUUAUUUUAAAUUAAAUUAAAGAAUACAUUUCAGGGGUU
Molecule: messenger RNA, 4056 nt
Organism: Esox lucius (northern pike)
Lineage: Eukaryota; Metazoa; Chordata; Actinopteri; Esociformes; Esocidae
Gene: akt3b
Product: v-akt murine thymoma viral oncogene homolog 3b
Exons: 14
Coding region: 690-2132 (480 amino acids)
Biological process (GO): protein phosphorylation
Molecular function (GO): protein serine/threonine kinase activity; ATP binding
Source: RefSeq, a predicted model, not a curated record